AUGAACCCUUGGAAAUCAUCCUUUCUGAGUGCUGUGCUGAUAUUCUUUGCAGUGACAGCCACAGGACUGCCCAUUAAGCCCCGAGAGGGUAGUGUCGCUGGAGGAACGUGGAUUACUAUUACUCUGGACGGCUCAACAUCCCACCAGCUAGAAGGUAUCUCUUCAGCCAGCACAUCCCAGCUGGAGGUGUCCCUGGUGAAUCCAGACCUGCCCAGGUUGCCGUGUGAUGUCUCUCCUCUGUAUUUUGACUUACCCACUAUAAGAUGCAGAACAAGGUCUUCACCCCAGGAGGGUUUGUACUACGUGGAGGUGAUCUUUAAGGGACAUGUGAUUAACAACCUGACUGAGGUGGAGAAAGAGAACUAUACUUUCAAGUUCUCUGCUGCGCAGACACCUGUGGUUUACCAAAUUAGUCCACCAUCUGGCAUCCCAGGAAAUUUAAUAGAUAUCUAUGGGAAGACAAUUGCUGGAAGAUAUGAGACCCUGGACUUCAACGUGGAUUAUAUUGAUGGACCAGCUAUCCUUGUGGCAGAAGGAGAUGGAUGGACCAGUCUCUGCUCUUUUGCUGACAGGGGAGCUGGAAGCAUCUACCCUAUUUGGUCAGAGGAUGGACUGGGGACCCUGCAGUGCCGGGUGGAGGGGAACCACAUAGGGUCCCACAAUGUCAGCUUCUCGGUGUUUAACAAAGGAAAGUCAGCAGUCCACAAAGGUGCUUGGCUUAUCAGUGCCAAACAGGAGCUUUUCUUGUAUCAAACGCAUUCAGAAAUAGCUGCUGUGUUCCCAGCUGGUGGGAGUCUUGGAGGAGGCACUGAUCUCACUGUCACGGGGGACUUCUUUGAGGAGCCGGUGCAGGUCACUGCUGCAGGUGUCCCCUGUAAAGUCAAGCAUGUCUCUCCCCAGCAAAUCAGAUGCACCACUGAGCCUGUCGGCAAGGGCAGGAGGCUUGGUGCCCCCCAGCCAGGAAACAGAGGGCUUCUCUUUGAAGUCUGGGAUGAUGCCUCUGAUCUGACAGAAACAGGUCCUGGAUACAGAUGGCAGUUUGUACCUAAUGCCAGUUCCCCAGUAAGAUUUCUGUCUGGGGCAAAGAAGUCCUUCAGCUCCAGGCUUCGUGGAUUUUUUGUGGCUCCUCAGACCAACAACUACACCUUCUGGAUUCAGGCAGAUGGUCAGGCAUCUCUCUACUUAAGUUUGUCCCAAGAUCCAGAACAUAAGGUGAGAAUAGCUUCUCUCCCUGCCGGCAAUUCGGAGUGGUCAGAGAACUGGGUGAAGAGCUGGAGUGAGGGUUGGCAGCCAAAAUCCCAGAAAUUUGAGUUAACUGCUGGUUCGAGGUACUACCUGGAAGCACUGCAUCAUGGAAAGGUACCCAGCAAUGGGAUGAGAGUUGGAGUCCAGAUACACAACACAUGGCUGAAUCCCCACGUGGUGAACAGCUACUACAUCGAGAGACAUGAAAUUCGGGCUCACGCCUUGCAACUUCCAGAAGUGCAGAUGUUGACUGUGUCUGGUACAGGGUGUUUCAGUAUCUCCUGGAAUAACGUAUCGCGCAAAAUGAUCCCCACAAAUGCUACAGCUCGUCAGGUGCAAACAGCAAUAGAAGAACUUCUUUCAAUACGGUGUGAAACUGAGCCAACUUCUGCUAAAAUCCUUUUCCACGAUGGCUUUGAGAAAGAAGAUACGAAGGACGUCAUUACCACAGGACACAUUGUCAGUGGAACGGAGCCUUUCUGUGGGAGGUUCAGUGUUCGCGGACCAAGCCAGCUGGUGAAAACUUCCCCAUCAACUCUACCGAGAUACGAUCUUACUGAAUACACACACGUGUGUUUUGCACAUAAAGGCCGUAUGAGCAAUAUCCUUCAUAUCUUGGUGUCCUACACCAAUGUGUCUUUAUCUUCAGUGAAGAGGAAUCUCACCUGCUUAUGGGAUUUCAAUGAAACUGACUCUAAAAGCUGGACAUUUACCUGCACUGACCUCUGGAAGGGGUGUGUGAAUCUCUCCACGCUUCUCCAAGACCUCCCUGGCAAUUCUCCGGUGUUUGUGCAUCAGAUAGACUUGUCGAGCCCUGUGCUGCGAAAGAAAACAUCUGGGUCAUUUUACCUUGAUGAACUCAUCAUUGCAGACAGAGCUGUGACUGUUUCUCAGAGAGAUCCCAAACCACCUCGGCCAGGUGGGAGGAUAGUUGAAGCAGUAUCUGUGGUGGGGUCUUCUCCCACUUACAACGUGUCCUGGAUGGUGUCUGGCUGUGGUGCCAGUCUGCCCCUUCUGUCUCCAAGAGGUGCUUUGCUUGGGGAAGGCUCUAAGGAAUAUGGCCACCUCUAUGUCUCCACGGAAGAUGUGAGAGUCAGCCUCACCAUUCAGAGACUGCAAAAGUCAUCUCCACCUAUUGGAGGGACUUUCCGCAUCCACUUGGCCAAUACAGUGAUAUCAGAUGUUUCAGUGCACAUCUCCUCCCACCAUCUCCGCAAGCUUUUGCAAGAAAACAUAGAUAAUUCUACAGCCCCAUACUUCAACACCAGUGACUUCAUCGUGACCAAAGACUCAAACUCUUGCUAUGAAAGCAUCUGGACGCUGACUUGGAAAACAAAAACUGGGGAUUUGCCCAAUGUUAUCAGUGUCUCUGCUGAAAACCUCACUGGUCUGAAGCCAACUGUUUCUAGUCGUGUGGUUUAUGAUGGGGGUGUGUUUAUUGGGCCAAUAUUUGGAGACAUGCUUGGUACCUUCAAUAACAAAACACAGGUUGUGGUGGUAGUGAAUGAUGUCCUUGCAAACUGCUCUGGUUCGUGCUCUUUCCAUUUCAGCCAGGAAUUGACACCCUUAGUCAGUGAUGUGGAGUAUUCGUCAGAUGAUGGGUCCCAGGCCACAGUAGUUAUCAGGGGAGCUGGCUUCACUGAGGAGAAGCCAGCUCUGCAGGUUGAAGUGAACAACACGACUUGCCACGUCAUAACAUUGAAUCGAACUGAAGUGGUUUGCCAGAUGGAGAAGCUGCCAGUCGGAGUCUACCGGGUGACACUACUGGUGAGACCUUAUGGCUUCGCACUCAAUGCCAGCACAGCAGAAGGCAUCUUCCUAAGAGUUGAGCCAAAGCUUGUAGCUAUCGAACCUUCUACAGCUUCAGAGAUUGGAGGACUGAGAGUGGCUCUCAAGGGGAUCAAUCUGGAAGGAAUAAACUCGGUGUUGUUUGGAUCUCAGCCUUGCCCAAUUUCGGAGGAUGACCAAAAUUCAACAAGAAUUGAAUGUAAAGUACCCUCCCGGGGGACAGAAGAUGCUGCUGUCCGUGUGACACUAAUUUCUGGGUACCUGUCAACAACUGUCACCAACUUGUUCCAGUACGAUCCUUCCUUAAACCCUGCUGUUGUAUCACUGAGCAGAAACAGAAGUGGCAUAGCAGGGGGCCAGGAGCUUCAGAUUGGAAUAUCCCAGUUUGCCAGCUACCGAGGGUCAGAUAUCAAGGUGCAAAUUGGGGGCUCAUGGGCACAGAUCCGGGCGCAGACAGACCGUGGUGUUAAUGUGACGCUUCCAGCCUUGGCUGCAGGACGGUACAAUGUUUCUGUCAUCAUCAAUGGCAUUGCUAUCGCUUCAAACAGGGUUGAGCCGUUAAUCCAGUACCUCUCCGAGAUCUUCAGCAUAGAGCCGUGUUGCGGCUCCUUUCUGGGUGGAACACUGCUCACAAUCGCUGGGAUGGGCUUUAGCCAAAAUCCUGCCCUGGUUUCUGUUUCAAUGAACAGGCAAACCUGUAUGAUCACUCACUUGGCAGAAGAGACAGUUUGGUGCCUGACCCCACCAGCUGCUAAUUUGUCCAAUGAAGAUUCACAAGACAUUUCUGUCAGAGUAAACGUAGUCAUCAGCAGUACAUCACUUCAACAUACUCUUUUUGGAAAAAGGACCCCUACCUUUAAUUACCAAAGAGCUUUGACUCCUCUGAUUACCGUUGUUGAAAUGGAAAUCAUAGAUAGCAGCCUGCUCUUGAGCAUCCAGGGCAUAAACAUCACCGACUCUGUGGCUAAGCUUGGACAGAGUGAAUGUGAACUUGAGUUUCAACGUGGCAACAAGUCUGUAAUGUUUUAUCAGUGUUCUUUGCCACUGAACAGCCUGGAACCUGGGACUUUCCCCAUCCAGGUUAUCCAGAGGCAGCUAGGAUAUGCUCGUGUGACAGCAAGGCUGAAGGCCGUUACAAUAACUCCACGGAUAACCUCCAUAUUCCCAUUGCAAGGAUCAAUUUGUGGUGGGGUGUUACUCACUAUAUCUGGUAUUGCUUUAAAAUCCAGGAGGAAUUUGGUACAGGUCAGCCUGGAGGGUAAUUAUUCCUGUGAGAUCCAGAACUCUGAUAACAAUGCCAUUAGUUGUAUUGUCCUUCCAGGGGUCCACCCUUUGCAUUACCAGUGGUUGGCUGAGGCAUCCUGGGCUCUUAAUGUCACAGUGACUGUCAAUGGGAUCAGCAGUGUCUGCCUUGGAGACUGUACACUCCACCUUCACGAGCAGUGGACCCCCCUUGUAGAACUGGUGACCUGGGAGAUGAAUGGGACCUUCACCUAUGUGAUGAUCAAAGGACAGAGGUUGGCAUGGCCAAGUGACAGCCCCGUGGUACACGUGAAUAACCAAGCUGUCUGCAGGGUAAUUUUUUGGAACGAGACCAGCAUUGAGUGCCAGACAGACUGUAUUGCCCCAGGGGAGCACAACGUUUCCAUAUCCAACAGGAAAAGUGGGCAAGCUUGCUUCAGAAAGGCGUCCAGCGUUCUCACCAUCCUGCCUCGGGUGUACUGGUUUUACCCGCAAAACUUCAGUACCAACGGUGGAGGCCUGCUCACCUUAGCAGGCUCGGCACUGAAAGGAAAGAGAAUGACUUCUGUUCUCAUUGAUCAUCACCCUUGCCUUGUUCUCAAUGUCACCUGUGUAGCUAUCCAGUGCACGGUGCCGCCAGGUAAUGGGACUAGGACUUUGAGUCUGAAAGUAGACGGCAUCUCCUAUUACCUUGGAAGAAUAAGUUACAACGAGGAGUUUACCCCAGCUUUCCUUUCGCUUGUUGCAACUGAUCUCCUUUUAACGAUGACCGUAUCACGGGUCACAGAGAUGGACACCGUCUAUGUAUUUGUUGGAGACUUUGCUUGUAGUGGCGUCACCAUCACUCGCUCUACUUUGCAGUGCUUAGCUCCUCUGCUCCCUGUUGGCGAGUACCGUGUGCUGGGUCUGGAUGUCCCCAGGGGCUGGGCUUCCUCCAACCUGACGUUCACCUCUCAGCUGAUGGUGACAGCUGUGCAUCACAACUGGGGUGGCUUGAACGGAGGAGCGGUUUACCUGCGUGGAACUGGGUUUUCCCCAGGGAAGACUCUGGUCACAGUCUGUGGCACCCCCUGUGAAAUGUUGGGCAACACGACGAUGACUGACCUGAGCUGCCUUGCCCCACGCUUACACGCGUCUUUGGCCAUUCUUUGUGGCCUGACACAUUCUUCUGUUGACUGCCGAGAAGACAGAGCCACCUUCAUUGAAUGUGAUGUCCAAGUCACGGUGGGUUCCUAUCACCAGAGAGAAUCUGUGUCUUACCUAUAUGUCUGUGAGGACAGCCCACCUCAGUGGCACCGGAGAGACAUCAACCCACCCCAGAGGCAUUUUGCUGGACUCUUUGCCAGCCCUAAAGUGGAAAGAGAUGAAGUUCUCAUCUAUAAUAGCUCCUGUAACAUUACCAUGGAAACUGAGGCAGAGAUGGAGUGUGAGGGAGCUAAUCAGCCAAUUACCGCCAAGAUUACUGAGAUAUGGAAAAACUGGGGCCAGAACACUCAGCUUGCCCUCCAGUUUUGUGGCCGAUGGGACGAGGACUCCAGCUGGCCUGCUGGCCACCAGCCGCGAGAUGGCGAUAACGUCACGAUAGAAGAAGGUCGGACCCUGCUGCUGGGGACCACCACCACCAACCUCAACCUGCUGCAUCUCAAAGGUGGCAAACUCUUGUUCACUGGUCCAGGACCUGUAGAACUGCAUGCUCAUUACAUUCUGAUAUCUGAUGGAGGAGAGCUCCAGGUGGGAUCCCCUGAGGCCCCUUUCCAUCACAAAGCACACAUCUGUCUCUAUGGAAGCCUCCAUUCUCCGCCAUUAUUUCCAUACGGGGUCAAGUUCCUGGCAGUGAGGAAUGGGACCCUUUCCAUUCAUGGCUGGAUGCCCAAAUUAGGUUUCACACGCUUGAAAUCAUCAGCCCAUGCUAACGACACACGAUUAGUGCUCCAGGAACCUGUUGACUGGCAACCCGGUGACGAAAUCAUGGUGGGAAGGACAGGCUUUGGAGAUGCACAGCAGCAAGAAGAAAUGGCUGUUAUUGAGUUUGUGAACAACACUGAGCUAUACCUUAGAUCACCGCUCAGGUACUCCCACAAUGUUGGAGAGGGACGGGUGAAUGGCCGAAGCCUGCCUUUCAGUGCUGUGGUGGCACUGAGUAGCAGAAGGAUUGUUGUUCAAGGAAAUGUCACGAUGGAGAGGAUGUCACACCUCAGACAGUGUGUAAAAGCAGGUGGCUCCAGGUGUCUGUACAAGCGAAGUGAGAGGCAGUUGGGGUCUCGGGACCUGGGGGCCAUCGUGGUUGUGGAGGCUUUCCAGGGAGAGGCGAGUCGGCUUCAGGUGGAGGGGGUCCAAUUCCGCCACGUGGGCCAAGCAUUUCAGCAGCACCGCAGCGCCCUGACUGUUGCUGGCAAUGCGCGGAUGGCAGACUCCUACAUACGUGGCUGUUGUAUUUUGGACUCCUUUGGCCAAGGACUCCGUUUGACUGGGAUCUCAAACCUUAGUGUGGACAGUAAUGUUUUCUAUAACAUUUCAGGCCAUGGGCUUCUGCUGGGAGAGGGACUGGAAGAGGGGAACAGAGUCAGCAACAACAUAGUGAUUGGUCUUUCUGGAACAGAUGGUUUAUCCAACAUUGAGACACUGUCACCAGCAGGGAUCUAUGUCAGGGCUCCUGCCAACCACAUUGAGGGUAACACAGUGUGUGCUGCUGGGUAUGGCUAUUUGUUUCAUCUCUCCCCUGAGGGACCAUCUAAAGUGCCUCUCCUGUCCUUCAGUGAGAACGUAGCUCAUUCCUGCACAAGGUAUGGGCUGCUGGUGUACCCAGAAUAUUUGCCAGACAGCCCAAACAGACCUGUUCAGUUCAACAACUUCACAGCUUGGAGCAGCCAAGGUGGAGUACAGAUUUUUAGUAGCAGCAACCUUGAACUCCAACGUUUCUGGAUUUAUGCUUGCCAAGACUUUGGCAUUGACAUUGUAGAAAGCCUGGGAAACACUUCUGUAGCUGACAGUGUUUUAAUUGGACACAUUGGGCAAAAGGAUAGGACCUGUAUGUCAGCAGGACUAAAAACUCCCAAAAGAUACCAGCUACUCAUCUCCAACACAGCUUUCAGGAACUUUGAUGCGAACACUUGCACAGCGAUCAGGACUUGUUCUGGCUGUUACCAAGGGCAGGGUGGGUUUACAGUGAGAGCUGAACGCCUGACCUUCAUUAACUCACCUUUCCAAGUGUCCUUCCCCUUUCCUCACUCUGCCAUCCUUGAGGAUCUCGACGGCUCUGUCACGGGGCAGAAAGGAAGUCAUCUCCUCCCUUCCACAGAUAUCCUUGCGGUAUCUUGUACUGCCACUGCCAACUUCAGUCAAGCUUCUCGUGGCAGUGUUUGUGGCGGUGACCUUGUUUUCCACCGUAUGUCUCUUCAUUUAAAAGAGGCUCCAGACAUUCCCUAUAAUUUAACUGUGACUGACAGUAGGAAUAAGACAACCACAGUCAAUUUUGUCCCUGAUACUUUAUCAAACCUGUAUGGCUGGAUGGUUCUCCUCUUGGAUAAAGAGACUUAUGCGUUGACAUUUGACAACCCUUUGGUCAGCAAACAGCUCCAGUAUUCAGUGACAUUUAGCAACUUCGUGACUGGGAAUUACUUGCUGGUGGAACACAAGGAUCUUCCUGCCCAUCCUGAGGUUGUGGUGUCCUGUGGGACAAGGACGGGACAGCCACUCCAAUCGCUGCCAUCAUACGGACAUCAUAGGAGCUGUGACUGGUAUCUUGACAGCAGACUGAGGAAGCUAACCUAUUUGGUCACAGGAGCUGACUUGAUUCAGGUCACACUGAAAGAGAAGGAAAGAGUGGCUUUACCUACCCCAGCUCCUUCUGAUGCUGUCUUGAAAUGGUCGCACCCAGAGACAUGGAAUGAUGUGGAAAAAGGCUGGGGUGGAUCCAACCGCAGCAUCCCAGGCCCUGGGGAAGAUGUCAUCAUCUUACCUAACCGGACCAUCCUGGUGGAUAUGGCUCUUCCCCCUCUGAGAGGUCUCUACAUCCUGGGGACCCUCGAGUUCCCCAGCAACUCCAGCAAUGUCCUGAGUGCAGCCUGUAUCGUGGUGGUGGGGGGUACGCUGAAAGUGGGUUCUUUUCAACAUCCCCUGGAAAGGGAUUUGAAGCUGCUGGUCCUUCUUCGGGCGUCUGAAGGGAUUUACUGUGAUCGUCUGGAGGAAAUAAAUGUCCACCCAGGGAGUAUUGGGGUUUAUGGAAAGGUACAAAUUUAUAGCGCUUAUCCUAAGACGUCUUGGACACAUCUGGGAACUAACGUUGCUCCUGGCAAUGAAAGGAUUUUUGUGGAGGAUGAAGUAGACUGGAAUCAUGGUGGAGAUAUAGUGAUCAGCUCUUCCUCCUAUGAAGCCCACCAAGCUGAAACAGUUACAGUUAAAGAAGUCAGUGGUCAUAGCAUAAGAAUUCAUGAACGCCUUCUGCACAGACAUAUUGGGCAUUCCCAUGACACAGAAGACGGUAGACGCAUCCCUUUGGCUGCAGAGGUUGGACUCCUAACACGCAACAUACAGAUCAAGUCUGACGUGGCUUGCGCUGGGAGGAUGCUGGUGGGACGUUUUACAGACUCAAGUGGGACAGAGUUUGAAGGUGCCCUUCAACUCUUAAAUACUGAGUUUUUGAACUUUGGGCCUCCUCAGCUUUCUGCCAUUGAAUUCAGGAAUAUAUCCCAAGGGUCUUCAGUGGUGUCAUCCAGCAUUAACGGUAGCUGUGGAGGUGGCAUUAAAGCAGUCAUGAGCAACUGGAUCUUGUUGCACGAUAACAUGGUAUUCAACACGGUUGGACCUGGCAUUGAUUUGGAAGGGCAAAAUCAUUCUCUCAUCAGGAACCUUGUUAUUCUGAGCAGGCAGCCAGAAGGCUUAUUAAACUGGGUUGCUGGCAUCAAGGUGAACCUUGUCAUUGGUGUCUCCCUCUGUGGCAAUGCUGUGGCAGGAUCUGAGCGAAUUGGCUUCCAUAUCAGGGGCCAAGAGUGUUUUCUGGAUGGAGAGUAUUGCAGUGAAAACGUGGCCCAUUCAAGUCUCCAUGGUAUUCAUCUGUACUGGGGAGAUGGAUUUCAGACCUGCACUAGAAUCACAGGUUUUCUAUCCUAUAAGAAUUACGACUAUGGUGUCAUGUUCCACCUUGCAAGCAGCGUCAUCAUGGACAAUGUGGUGCUGGUGGACAACACUGUGGGUCUCAUGCCAGUAGUGUACUGUCUCUAUGCCAGACAAUGCCACACGGGGAAAAGACUCAUAGAACUUAGAAACUCCGUCAUUGUUGCAACAAGCUCAACUUUUGACUGCAUCAGAGACAGGAUCAAGCCUCACUCAGCUGACCUAACAGCCAAGGAUCGACCACCAUAUUACCCUCUAAGAGGCCGUGUUGGGAUUUUAUGGCCUACGUUUACCACUGUUCCCAGCCAAAGGCCAGAUAACCCAUGGCACAAAACUGGGCAUUGUCCAAAAGUCCUGGGACUCAUGAAGCUGAAAGAAGUCACCUUCACUGGUUUUACAAAGAGCUGCUACAGUGAAGAUAGGGAUGUCUGCAUCAUGUCAAAUGCUGACAAUUUAGGCAUCGUGCCUCUUAUCACAGCGGAGACAUCAAGGAUGUUACAUGUUAAUGAGAAGGACAAGUUCUACUUUCACCCAACGAGUGUACAGACCUCUGAAGACACCAUGUUCCCUGAAAAGAGUUGCAAAGGCUCGAGGAAGGCUCUUUUCAAGGAUUUGGAUGGAGGUGUCCUGGACCUAGAACCACCUGUUUCUGUUUUCCCAAAGUCAGAAUUUGACUGGACACAGUUCUACUUGCAAGCUGGAAUUUACAGAGAUGACAGCAAGUGUAUCUUCAAGCCCUCAGUACAAGGCUACUUCUGCAAACAGUCAGAUCACGCACUUGUCAUCCUAGAAAACUUGGACCCCGAUAUGGUCAGCCAGAGACUGUUUCCAGUGGUAGCAAUGACUGGCAGCUUUAUGGACACCUUCAGUGAUGUGACGUCGCAUGCAUCGUGUUAUCCUGCAGAGCAUCGUUCUACUUUCUUUUCUGUGUUGCCAUCCACCAAACUUGCUACAAUUUGCUUCCCUGACCUAGCACCUCUGACUUUCAGACUCUACCUUCUCAGUGGCCAAAAUGCAACCAGACUGCCCCUUGCUGUAUUCUACAAUGAACUACUCAGCCUUCGUGUUUUCAUUCAAGGGAAAUAUGUAUCUCCAACCCCAUCUUCUUUCUCACUAAAUGAAGGGGCAGGAGCCAAUUACUUUAGCUUUGAGGACAAUCUUCUCUAUGUUCUCCUGCAUGAGAAGGAACCUGUAGAAAUAGUUGCUGGCCUUUCCCUUCUUGUGGCUUUCACUGUAACUGAGGCUGUUGGGGAAGAGGGUGAAGCAAGUACAAUACGUCGAUUAGCUGAUUUCUUGAAGGUUGGUCAUGACCAAGUCAGAGUAGUCCAUCAUGUGCUGGGAGGUGAAAGCAUGUUGAAGGUAAUCUCGGCCAAUGCUAGCAAAAAGAAAUACCACUGCCCUAACAUGGCAUUUUGUACAGCCUUUCAUAGCAGGUCUAGCUCACAGAAAGCGGGGAGAGGACCAAUGAGUAUCCGAGCUCUGCAGCCAUCUGAUGCGGCUGGUCCAUCAAGAGUGCUCAUCAUUGAACUUAGUGAUCCACCAGGCCAUCCAAGAAAUGAGUUGACAAGUGACAGCUUAAAGAGUUUGGCCAGAACAAUUAUCAACACUCAUCAGACUGGAGACCUUCAGAGAGGCCUUGGCUUGCCAGUUGAUACCUUAAUGGUGACUCAGCCUGCCUUACUGUUUCCAGCAGAAGCUAACAACAGAAAUGGAAGUAGACAACACCCAGGAACAUGCUUGUAUGUGAGGCCCUAUAACAUCUCUGUUCAAGUGCAGCCCUCAGAUGGAGAAAUCGAGAAGCAGCUUCCUGUACAGCCAAAAAUCAUUUUCCUAGACAGGAAGGGUCAAAGAGUUGACAAACUGGGGCCUCCGUCAGAACCCUGGGUUGUAUCAGCUCACCUCAAGGGCUCCUCCGAGGCUGUGCUAAAAGGGCUCACCCAAGUGCAGGUCAUAGAUGGAUGUGCAAGCUUUUCCAGUCUGGCCAUCUCCAGCUCAGGUACAAACUGGAAACUUGUGUUCACCGUCACAUCACCUCCAGGGGUUGAGUUUACUGUGCUGUCUCAGCCAUUUACCAUCUUCCCUGUUCCCAUGGGAGUGAAGGUCAGCAUGAUCCUUGUUGUCAUACUGAGUUCAGCAGCAUCUGCAUUCAUCCUCACUCUUGCAUUCUGCUGGUUUAAGAAGAGCAAAAGCAACAAAACAAGGACUGAACGGGCUGAUGUACCACGGGCCAGUACCAAGGGACCACAGAAACAAGCACGGCCUCGUGCAGCUCACAUCCAGCCUUGCUACAAUGAAGGAGAAAAUAAAAGCGGUGUGCCUGUAGCAGAAGAUCUGGAAGGAACUGGAGUAGUGGGACAUGCCGCAGGACAACUGGAAGAGCUGAACCUGCAGCCCUGUGAAGCCAAGUCAGUGAGAAAGAUGAGCACCGUCCAACGUAAGACACGUAACAGAGACACCUUUUCUUCAGCUAGGAACAGUGACAGUCACCAACAGCCACAUGAAGAAACAUCUCCUGGUGACUCCCUGGAACUUCAGCAGCCCACAGUCCCGAGGUGUUCCAGCCAGAAGGAUGUCCCCCAGCCUUCAGCUGGCUACAACAAGGAAAGAGAGAAGUCUGAAAGGAUGCCCAAACCUCAGAAUGAAGUCGGAGAGCAUGUUGCUGUGGUAGCAGCAGAGGUGUGA
Gavia stellata (red-throated loon) is the source of this 12069-nucleotide messenger RNA. It is a transcript of the gene PKHD1, whose product is annotated as PKHD1 ciliary IPT domain containing fibrocystin/polyductin. The record is from RefSeq and is a predicted model, not a curated record. The transcript has 65 exons. Lineage: Eukaryota; Metazoa; Chordata; Aves; Gaviiformes; Gaviidae. The coding region runs from base 1 to 12069 and encodes 4022 amino acids.